GUUACGCGAAAAAUAGCAAUUCAUGGGACUUCAGCCUCAAGCUCAAGAUAUUUUUCACAAUAUUUUUGAAAUGUUGGAAUAUUGUCCAAGUGAUAUAAAAAAAUCUUUACAAUGUUUCUUUAAUAUUGCACUGCAAUAUGCAACGUUAUUGCAAGCUUUUGUCCAAUAUGAGUACUAGAAACGGACAUUUAAAUGGUUGUGUAAUGCACGUACGUAAGAUAAAUUGAUUAAUCACGCGCAGUAAAUUUGCUCCUUGUAGUUGUGUUGGUUGCGUUUAUUUACGUCGUUUUUCACGAAUCACGAAAUUUCAUUAACAACGUAUGUCAAUAAGAAGAGGUAUGGCUCUAAAAGGAAUUAAGGUCUUAGAGUUAGCUGGACUCGCUCCAGGACCAUUUUGUGGAAUGAUUUUAGCAGAUUUUGGGGCAUCUGUUAUCAGAGUAGAUAAGAUUGGACCUCAAACAUUUGAAGAUUGCUUAGGUCAUGGAAAGAGAUCAAUAGCAUUAAAUUUGAAAUCUGAGAAGGGUAUUAAUGUUUUCAAAAAAUUAAGUAACCAAAGUGAUGUUAUUAUUGAUACAUACAGAAGAGGUGUCAUGGAAAAAUUAAAGAUUGGACCAAAAGAACUUAUGGCAACAAAUAAGAGACUGAUAUAUGCUAGAUUGACUGGAUAUGGUCAAAAUGGUUCUUAUGCAGAUAUGGCUGGUCAUGAUAUCAAUUAUUUAGGUUUAUCAGGAUUACUGUCUUUGUUUGGCCGAUAUAAUGAGAAACCGAUACCGCCUGCCAAUUUGGCUGCUGAUUUUGGUGGUGGAGGUUUAAUGUGCGCUUUUGGAAUAAUUUUGGCAUUGUAUGAACGAACUAAGAGCAACGCAGGACAAGUUGUAGAUGCAUCAAUGGUAGAAGGAUCAGCAUACCUUGGAUCCUGGUUAUUCAGAUCUCAGAAAACAGGUAUAUGGGAAAAUCCGCGUGGUAAAAAUAUAUUGGAUACAGGAUCACAUUUUUAUGAUACAUAUGAAACAAAAGAUAAGCGUUAUAUGUGCGUUGGAGCGCUAGAACCACAAUUCUAUGAAAUAUUCUUAGAGAAACUUGGUCUCUCGAGCGACGAAGUAACACAGUACAACAAUUUUGAAGAAAAUCGUCGCAGAAUCACGGAAAUCUUUAAAACAAAAACUCAAGCGGAAUGGUGCGCUAUCUUUGACGGCACUGAUGCAUGCGUAACACCGGUGCUAAGUUUGAAAGAUGCCACAUUACAUGCCCACAAUAAGCAGAGGCAGACAUUUACAACAGUGAGGGAUGAUAUAAUUCCAAAUCCUUCACCUCGCUUAUCUCGCACACCUGGUAUUUCUCAUGGAACUCACAAAAACCCACAAGCCGGUGAAGACACCAUACAAAUAUUAACUGAAUUAAAAUUUCAGUCUGAUGAAAUCGACGAUUUAUUGUCAAACGGAAUUGCUUAUCAAGUACAGCGCACUUCUAAACUUUAAAGCCAAAUAAUAUUAAGAAUUAAUAUGCAUAUAGAAUUCCAAUAAUUUGAUAUGACGAUAUUUCAUUUAAAAAAAUGGUUUUUUGCAAAAAGCAAUAUUUGUAGUAAACAGUACAAGAGCAGUCAGCAUUUUGAGAAUCACGUGGCACAUAAACAUCUACAAAUAAUACAAGAAAUAUAUACACAAAGGAAUUAGACGUACAGAUUUAUUUUUGUAUUUCGUGUUGGAUGUAGAAAUAUGUACAAAAAGAAAUUGGACGUACAAAUUAUUCCCAUAUUUCUUAUUCGAUAUAAAACAUUCUGAGAUAAGUUGCGCUGUUAAUAAUUGUAAAAUUAAUAGAUUUCGCGGAAUAAUUAUCUUAAGAGAUUUGUAUUUAAUUUGCUGAUUUAACUUGAUACCAAGUCGAUAUCUUGUCUUAUCUAACUGCAUUUCUUGUACAGUAUCUCUUCUUUUGUAGCUUAAAAAAGAAAAAAAACGACUCGGAAUCUGGUCGAGUCUGUAAAUCGAAUACGAUAUUACACAUACUUAUACAACCAUCAUAAUCUAAAAGUUUUUUACAAGUAUACAAAGAAAUGAUACAGGCGUAAAGAAAGAAAACAAUAGAUAUUGUGAAUAUUAAUAUAUCUUCUAAACUAAAUCAUUUACAUACAUUUGGAUCAACAUUAAAAAUUAGAUUAGUACUUACAUAGAUUAUUGUAAUAAAAAAAAUUUAUAUAUAUAUAUAUAUGUAUAUAUUGUAAUAUUAAUUAUACAUCACACAUGUGAUAUACAAAUGUGUUGCGUUGUGUGUGUAUAAUUAUUUAAAUACCAUUUUUAAUCAAAUUUAUAUCAAGAUUACACAAUUUCAAUUUACUAUCAUAUCUAUCAGAUUUAAUAUAUAUUAAAAUAUGCAUACUUUUUCAAGAAAUACUUAAAUCCUUCUUUCUAGCAUUUUAUAUAUUAUUUUUCUCCUUUUAUAUAUUGUAUUAAAAAAUUCAAUUUAUAUAAUACGUCAUAGUUUAGCACAAUUAAGGCAGAAAAGAAUGAAAAUAGAAUUACCAAAACCAUUUUACUAAAUUAUUAAAAUUUUACCAAAAUUAUACCAAAAAAUAUUUUUAUUUUUCCUUUUCGUGCUAACCAAUUUUAUAAAAAAAUAAAAAACACAAUUAAUUAGACUAAAAAAAUAAUAUAUUAUAAAAAUUGCAUAGAGAGAUAAAAGAAAUUUAUUUUAAGUAUGUCUAAUAGCGUAUUCGAUUUGUUAACUCGACCCGAGUUAAAGUCAAUUAUUUUUUUAAGCAUUUCUUGCACAGUUUAUCUUUCAUUUUGUUAUAAAAGAAACCACCAACACGGAAUCGUAUCGAAUACACUAUUAUUCUGCUGCAUUGUUAGAAUCUUAAAAUAAACCGUUCUUUUAUCUUUUUAUAUGUAGUUUUUAUAAUAAAUAUCUUGAUAUCAUUUGCUUAUAUAUGUGUAUAUAGUAAUUAAUUUUUGUAAAAUUAUGUAGAUAAGCAUAUAAAAAGCGUUUAUAUUUUUUAUAUCUUUAUUAAUAUAGCUUUAAUUUUAUAGAAUGAUCUAAGAUUUUAUAGAAAUCUAUAUGAAAUCAGUGAACUAUAUAAUUUCACUAUAACAUAUAGAUAGAUACUCUUUGAUCCCCAUAAGGCUAUAAGUUACAAAAUACAUUGUACACAAUUCGCUAACUUAA
This is a messenger RNA of Solenopsis invicta (red fire ant), 3159 nucleotides long. It is a transcript of the gene Amacr, whose product is annotated as alpha-methylacyl-CoA racemase. Gene Ontology annotation, biological process: bile acid metabolic process. Gene Ontology annotation, cellular component: mitochondrion. The transcript has 6 exons. The coding region runs from base 321 to 1478 and encodes 385 amino acids. NCBI's taxonomy places the organism in Eukaryota, Metazoa, Arthropoda, Insecta, Hymenoptera, Formicidae. Gene Ontology annotation, molecular function: alpha-methylacyl-CoA racemase activity. The record is from RefSeq and is a predicted model, not a curated record.